AUGACCAUUCUAACAAUGGAAUCGUUGGACAUACCACCAUCCAGUGCUUUUUCUAUAUUCAUUUUUGGCAUCAUCACAUACUGUUUAAUUUUGUUUUUUCACUCUACGUUACUUGUGACUAUUAUUGUAAAAAGGGAUCUGCAUAAGCCUAUGUACAUACUACUGCUUAAUUUGUCCAUAUGUGACCUAAUCGCAUCUACAGCUUUUUACCCACAGCUGGUUUGUAGUGUAUUGUCUCAGAACAGAGAAAUCUCUUACCCUGCUUGUGCCUUGCAAGGCAUUCUUUUUCACAUCUGUGGAAGUGCAUCACUCUUAUUUCUGUCUGUAAUGGCAUAUGACAGAUACAUUGCUAUUUGUAAGCCUUUGAGAUACCAUAAUCUGAUGACACGAGGUACCUUGGUGAAACUUAUUUUCAUGGUCUGGUCCAUAACUUUUUCUAUCAUUGGGAUUUUAUUCAUACUCACAAUAAGCAAAAAAAUCUGCAGGACAAAUAUCGUGGACACAUACUGUAAUAAUCCAUCUUUAUUGAAGUUAAGCUGUGAGGAUACAAGAGUGGUUAACUACUAUGGCUUAUUUACUAUAGCUCUUAUACAAGGCUCUUCCAUUCUGAUAGUAUCAUUAACAUAUAUCAAAAUCCUAAUUACCUGUCUUUCUAUAAAGCAGGCAAAAUCUACAAGUAAGGCAAUGCAAACCUGUGGGACACAUUUAGUUGUUUUUCUGAGUUUUGAGGUUAACACAUUCUUGCUACUGAUUUCCCACAGGUUUGAAGCAGUAUCUCCACACUUAAGAAGGGCCUUUGGUGUGUCAAUUGUUAUCUUUCCUCCCAUUCUUAACCCUCUAAUUUACGGGUUGAAAACAAGGGAAAUUCGGCAAACAAUUUUUAAUUUCUUAAAAAGAAAGAUUUCUUCAAUUUAA
Molecule: messenger RNA, 915 nt
Organism: Ictalurus punctatus (channel catfish)
Lineage: Eukaryota; Metazoa; Chordata; Actinopteri; Siluriformes; Ictaluridae
Product: olfactory receptor 52B2-like
Exons: 1
Coding region: 1-915 (304 amino acids)
Biological process (GO): G protein-coupled receptor signaling pathway
Cellular component (GO): membrane
Molecular function (GO): olfactory receptor activity; G protein-coupled receptor activity
Source: RefSeq, a predicted model, not a curated record